This is a messenger RNA of Momordica charantia (bitter melon), 2716 nucleotides long. RefSeq names its product Auxin efflux carrier family protein (gene PIN4). Gene Ontology annotation, cellular component: endoplasmic reticulum; plasma membrane. Lineage: Eukaryota; Viridiplantae; Streptophyta; Magnoliopsida; Cucurbitales; Cucurbitaceae. The record is from RefSeq and is a predicted model, not a curated record. Gene Ontology annotation, molecular function: auxin efflux transmembrane transporter activity. Gene Ontology annotation, biological process: auxin export across the plasma membrane; auxin polar transport.
GUUAACCCAAGGGUUGGGUUAAGCUAACCAUAUGGGUUGGUUAAUUGGAGGCCCAGUGUCCCAAUUUCUGUAGGGAAUGGUCCCCUAAAAAAAAGCCCAAAAAGUCACCCAAAACCCUCUCUCUCUCCUCUGCUUCUUCUCUCUCCUCUGUAUAAAUAUAUUCUCCAAACCUUCCCACUAUCCUGUACAGUCACUCUCUCACUCCUCUGCACUUCCAUUUUCUCUCUCUUCCGCCAUCAUCAGCGGUUGCAGAGUGGAACCCAAUUACUGCACUUCAAUUUCCAACUCUACACCGCAGUUCGUUAUCUAACGGUUUUCUUUUUUGUCCCAAUUCUUCCCGAUUUGCCCUCUCCGAUAUCAUGAUCACCGGCAAGGAUUUGUACACUGUCUUGACCGCGGUGAUUCCUCUGUACGUCGCCAUGAUUUUGGCCUAUGGCUCCGUUCGUUGGUGGAAGAUCUUCUCGCCCGACCAGUGCUCCGGCAUCAACCGAUUCGUCGCCAUCUUUGCUGUGCCGUUGCUUUCUUUCCAUUUCAUUUCCACUAACGAUCCGUACGCUAUGAACUUCCGGUUUGUUGCGGCGGAUACUCUGCAGAAGAUCAUUAUGCUUGCUGCGCUCACAGUUUGGGCCAAUUUCACCAAGAAUGGGAGUCUCGAGUGGUUGAUCACCAUUUUCUCGCUCUCUACGCUGCCGAAUACACUCGUGAUGGGGAUUCCUCUGCUGCAGGCUAUGUAUGGCGGUAACUCUGGGAGUUUGAUGGUUCAGGUCGUUGUGUUGCAGUGCAUUAUUUGGUAUACGCUUCUGCUUUUUCUGUUCGAGUAUCGUGGAGCGAAGAUUUUGAUUAUGGAGCAAUUUCCUGAAACUGCUGCUUCCAUUGUGUCGUUCAAGGUUGAUUCGGAUGUUGUUUCGUUGGAUGGGAGGGAUUUUCUUGAGACGGACGCGGAGAUUGGGAAUGACGGCAAGCUUCAUGUGACGGUCAGGAAAUCGAACGCGUCUCGGCGGUCGUUAGGUCCGUGCUCGCUCCCGGCGUUGACGCCUCGGCCAUCGAAUCUCACCGGAGCGGAGAUUUACAGUCUCAGCUCUUCCAGGAACCCUACGCCGCGAGGUUCGAAUUUCAACCACGCGGAUUUCUACUCUCUGAUGGGAUAUCAAGGACGGCACUCGAAUUUCGGUCAGCCGGAGUUGUAUUCCGUUCAAUCCUCGAGAGGUCCGACGCCGCGGCCGUCGAAUUUUGAGGAGAAUUGCGCUGUUCCGACGGCUAAUUCUCCGAGGUUCGGGUUCUAUCCAGCUCAAACGGCGGCGACGACUUACCCGGCGCCGAAUCCAGAGUUCACGAAGAGCGGGAAAACACAGCAGCCGCAGGCGCCGCCGCCGCCGCAGAAUGGUGGUCCGACGAGCAAACCCAGCCAUGACGCGAAGGAGCUUCACAUGUUCGUGUGGAGCUCGAGCGCUUCACCAGUUUCAGAAAGCGAUGGCCUCCACGUAUUCGGCGGGUCCGAUUUCGGAGCUACUGAACAAACUGGGCGUUCCGAUCAAAACGCCAAGGAAAUCAGAAUGUUCAUCGCCGAUCACCCGCAGAAUGUGGAAAAGAAAGUUCUUGAAAGUGAGCGGUUCAGAGGGGAAGAGUUGAAUUUCGCAGGAAGAGCAGAGGUAGACGACGAGAAAGAAGAAAAGGGCCCUAUUGGUGGACUUCAUAAGCUGGGGUCCGCCGCCGCCGCCGCCGCCGCCGGAGCUCCGGAGAGUGGGGCGGCGAAACAAAUGCCUCCGACGAGCGUUAUGACCCGUCUGAUCUUAAUCAUGGUGUGGCGCAAGCUUAUUCGAAAUCCAAACACGUACUCAAGUCUCAUUGGCCUUGCUUGGUCUCUUAUUGCCUUCCGUUGGCAUGUGUCUAUGCCCAAAAUAAUUGAGAAAUCAAUCUCCAUUCUGUCUGAUGCUGGCCUUGGCAUGGCAAUGUUCAGCUUAGGUAUAUUCAUGGCUUUACAACCGAAACUAAUUGCUUGUGGCAACUCCAUUGCUUCCUUCGCCAUGGCGGUGAGGUUCCUCACCGGCCCGGCUGUGAUGGCGGCCGCUUCGGUUGCUGUUGGUCUGCAUGGCAACCUCCUCCGCGUCGCCAUUGUUCAGGCCGCAUUGCCCCAAGGAAUUGUUCCCUUUGUUUUUGCUAAAGAGUACAAUGUCCACCCUGCCAUUCUUAACACCGCAGUCAUAUUCGGGAUGUUGAUAGCACUGCCGAUCACCCUCGUCUACUACAUCCUUCUCGGGUUGUAAUAUUAGGAAAAACAGCAAAAAGUGAAGAGAAAAUUAUGAAUUGCUUCCUUCAAAUGCUGCAACUGGAUGAUACCCAGAAAGAAAAAAGGAGGGUUCCAAAAUCUCCGGGGGGAUUGAUUAGUGGGUGAGUGGGACCAAAGUUUCAAUACAAAAUCAGACUAGUAGAAGAAAAAAGGACGACAGCAAGCAAAAUAGAGUCUUAGUUAGGUGCUGCAGAAAUGGCAAUCAAUUGGGGAAACAUUGAAGAGGAAAUCAAGGAAAUUGGUCAAAAACUCUCUCUUUCUCUCUUCUGUGUGUGUGUGUGAGUUAUAUUAUUGGUGUUUUUGGUCAAUGAUUGUCCUUUGAAUUUGAUUGGUCCAACAAAUUAUAUGGGGGUUUGUCGUCUUGCUCUGAUUUGUAAAUUUACAGAGCACUCUUUUCCUUUGGCAAAGAUAAGAAAGAGAUUAAAAGUA